AUGUAUAAUGCUAUGAAACAUAUUUGUGAAGAACAUGGUAGCCGAAAAUAUCGUUUAUUACAUAAUUUCGAUAUAAUACUUUAUCUAUUUUGGUUGGGACGAAUAUUAUUCAUCGGUUUAAUGUAUUUUGAUCCAGAAACAUUCCCGUUAUAUAAAUGGGAUUAUGGUUCGGGUUAUUUUUGGCAAAAUCGUUAUAUUUUUAAUAAAUUUCUUCUUAUCAUUCUCAUAUUUAUUGUAUUGGGUGGUUUUUUAGGCUUGAAAACAUUUUUCUAUCAACGUUCCGAUCAACUUAGUUUUCAAGUAUUAUAUGAUUGUGUUGUUUUCAAUACUGAUCAAUAUUGGAAAAGUCGUGAUUCAGAUGAAAAUGUUCAAAUUAAAAAAUUUCGUCGUUUUCGCCAUUAUCGUCAACAAUUUAACCAUGAUCAUCGUUUUUUAUCAAUGAUAAAACCAUUAGCUAAUCGUUUAGUUUCAAUACGUGUUUGGUUGGAUUCAUGGUUACAAAUGGAUCGUAUUGAUAGAAAAUUAUUUCAACAACAUAAUCGUAUGCGAUUGUUUCCAUAUGCACCGAUCAAAGGACGUAACUAUGCAUUAAUGUUCAUUUUGUUCAUUGAUAAUUGUAAUUAUUUUGCCCAAGUUACAUAUUCCAUCCUUUAUAUUAUAACUGCAUUAAUAGUUAAUAAGGAAUUAUUUGCAUUAACAGGAAAUUCAAUGGGAAAAAAACUAGGAAUAUUAAUUGAAGAAAUAAUAUUUGGUUAUAAUGAUGUUACAUUAAUACAAUCUAUAUUAUUAUUAUCAUGUUUAAUAUUAUCAGCAUCAUUAAUCUAUCAUUUUGAAUUGAUAGAAAUGGAUAAAAAUUUUCAAAAAAUUUUAAAUAAAACACGUAAUGGACAAUCAAUUACCGGAAAAGAUUUACGACAAUUACGUUUCAUUUUCGAACAACAUAUUCGAUUAUCCUAUUAUAUAUUAUAUAGUGAUAAAACAACAUGGAGUCAGGCAUUUUAUUAUUAUGCAUUAAUCGGUAUUCCAAUCAAUGUAACAUUAAUGUGUGAAUUAAUUGUUGAAGAUAUGUCAAUCAAAACAAUGUUAUUAUUUGUAUCAAUUACAUCAAUACAUGCUGUUACUAGUUUAAUACCAUUUUUAACAACAGCCUAUGUAUCAUAUGAUUUUUAUAAAUUAAAUAAACAUUUACCUGCAAUGCAAUUACAACUAAAACGUUCAACACAUUUACGUUUAAAGCUAAAAUAUGAUGAUCUUUAUGGACGUUUAAUUUCGGGUAGAAAAAUUGCCCAUACAUUUGGCACUUUGGGUAAUCUUACAUUUCGUGGCCUGUUUGAAGCAUUUUUCGGUUAUAUGGUUGCAUUUUUUCUAAUUCUUGGUUUCUAUAUCAAUGAACAUCAAAUCAAUCAAUAA
Dermatophagoides pteronyssinus (European house dust mite) is the source of this 1410-nucleotide messenger RNA. RefSeq lists its product as uncharacterized. The record is from RefSeq and is a predicted model, not a curated record. Lineage: Eukaryota; Metazoa; Arthropoda; Arachnida; Sarcoptiformes; Pyroglyphidae.